Messenger RNA from Periophthalmus magnuspinnatus, 3175 nucleotides. RefSeq names its product E3 ubiquitin-protein ligase CBL-like. Gene Ontology annotation, biological process: negative regulation of epidermal growth factor-activated receptor activity; cell surface receptor signaling pathway. Gene Ontology annotation, cellular component: membrane raft; plasma membrane. The coding region runs from base 456 to 2894 and encodes 812 amino acids. Lineage: Eukaryota; Metazoa; Chordata; Actinopteri; Gobiiformes; Gobiidae. Gene Ontology annotation, molecular function: calcium ion binding; phosphotyrosine residue binding; receptor tyrosine kinase binding. The record is from RefSeq and is a predicted model, not a curated record. The transcript has 15 exons.
GUGAGCUGAGGCUUUAUUGUGACGGUGCGGCUCGGGCGGAGGGCGGAUGUCCGGUGUGUGUGGAGGCUCCUCCCGUCGUUAGCUCUGGUGCUGCUCUGUGCUCUGGAGCUCAGUGCUCUGUCCAUGGAGACAGCGCUGCCAGAGGCUGCUUGGGCCCGGGAUUAAGCUGCUUCUUGCGGGCUGUUGUGCGGGCACCGCAGCCCCCGUCGUGGAACCCGAAGGUCGGAGCCGGGACACAAACCCCAGAGCAGGACAUCGCCGCUCCAGAGCCGCCCCCUCCCCUGUAGCCUGUUAGCUUGUGGCUGAGUACAGUCAGUCUUAUAUUGUCUUGUUGAUGUACGUGACGAGACUCAGAUCUGGUUUUACACAGCAGCAGUUUGUCAGACUCGGUGUGAAGCCUGUGUGCGGGUGUCCGAGGUGAGCUCCGGGGCUUCUCUCGGUGUCGGACAGCUGCAAUGGCCGGAAACCCGCGGAGAGGCGCCGGACUGAUCGGGCUGAUGAAGGACGCCUUUCAGCCGCAGCAGCAGCCCCAGCAGCCGCACCAGCCCGCUGUGGUCGACAAGAAAAUGGUGGAGAAAUGCUGGAAGCUCAUGGACAAGGUGGUGCGUCUCUGUCAGAACCCUAAGGUGGCUCUAAAGAACAGCCCUCCGUACAUCCUGGACCUGCUGCCCGACACCUACCAACACCUACGCACCGUCCUGUCCCGCUAUGAGGGCAAGAUGGACGCCCUGGGGGACAAUGAGUACUUCCGUGUCUUCAUGGACAACUUGACCAACAAGACCAAGCAGACCAUGGGCCUGUUCAAAGAAGCCAAGGAGCGCAUGUACGAGGAGAACUCCCAGCCUAGGAGGAACUUGACCAAGCUGUCCCUGAUUUUUAGCCACAUGCUGGCUGAGCUCAAAGCCAUCUUCCCCAAUGGACUGUUCCAAGGAGACAACUUCAGGAUUACCAAGGCUGACGCUGCAGAGUUCUGGAGACGCUCCUUUGGGGACAAGACCAUCGUACCAUGGCGCAUGUUCCGCCAGGCGCUCCAUGAGUUCCACCCCAUUAGCUCGGGCCUGGAGGCUAUGGCCCUUAAGUCAACCAUUGACCUCACCUGUAAUGACUACAUCUCCGUGUUUGAGUUCGACAUCUUCACGAGACUCUUCCAGCCCUGGUCGUCCCUGCUGAGGAACUGGAACAGUCUGGCGGUUACUCACCCGGGGUACAUGGCCUUUCUGACCUACGAUGAGGUGAAGGCACGCCUGCACAGGUUUAUCCACAAGCCCGGCAGCUACAUCUUCAGACUGAGCUGCACGCGGCUUGGACAGUGGGCCAUCGGGUACGUGACCGCAGAUGGAAACAUCCUCCAGACCAUCCCCCACAACAAGCCCCUGUUCCAGGCUCUGAUCGAUGGCUACAGGGAGGGCUUUUACCUGUUUCCAGAUGGCCGUGCCCAGAACCCUGACCUGAGCGGGCUGUGUGAGCCGUCUCCUCAGGACCACAUCAAAGUCACUCAGGAGCAGUAUGAGCUGUAUUGUGAAAUGGGCUCCACCUUCCAGCUGUGCAAGAUCUGUGCAGAGAACGACAAGGACGUGAAGAUCGAGCCUUGCAGACACCUCAUGUGUACCUCUUGCCUCACUGCCUGGCAGGAGUCGGAGGGUCAAGGCUGCCCGUUCUGCCGCUGUGAGAUUAAAGGCACGGAGCCCAUCGUGGUGGACCCCUUCCACCCUAAGGCCAGCGGGGUUUCCUUUGGAGGUUUUCAAGGGGCAAGAGCAGAGGCUGCGGCAGCUAACGACGAGGAGGACGACGAGCGCCUGGAGGAGCAGAUCCUGGUCAUGAGCAGACUGGCCUGCUCCAAGGUGGAGCGGCCCCCCUCGCCUGUGUCCCAGCUGCCUCCUGUCCCGCCCAGGCUGGAUCUACUGCAACAGAGGCCUGGUGCUCAGGCAGCCACAGGAAAGAUGUCCGGCAGCCAUCGUGACAAGCCCCUGCCUGUGCCCCCAGCCCUCAGAGAGUUGCCUCCACCUCCCCCUCCAGAGCGCCCUGUCGCCGUGGGACAGCGGAGACCCUUACCCCUGACCCCAGACCAGCCUGCAUGGGCUGCCAACUACAUGAUCCCCCGCCCCGCCACGAAAGCUCUAAGCUCUGUGCCUCCUCCUCCCAUCAACGGCAACUCCAGCCCCCACUCAGCCACCAACGCAGUUUACUGUCUUUCUGCCAGCUCUCUGUCCAGUGCUGAACGAGCAGCCUUUGACUCUGAGGUGAAUGAGUACAUGAGCCCCAGCUCCCUCCCAGCUCCUGGGGGCCCCUGGUUCCUGGGCUCCAUGGUCCCUCCGGCCCCCAGUCAGAUCCAGUCAGCACCUGAGACCAGUGAGGGAGCAAACAGUGACACGGAGGAGCCUCAGGUCUAUGAGUCCAUGUCCAAUAUCCAGGAGCGUUCUGCUGCAGAGGACCUGCCCCUCUCAGAAUCCCUGUGUUCAGCAGUGCCCCAGGACAGACUGCAGGACUCUGGGCAUGAGGAUGUGUACGAGUACGCCAUCCCUCGGCCCGUGGCCCCUUUGACCCCUGUGGCUCCUCUGACCCCUCCUGUAGCCGCCUCCCGGAGGACUCUGGCAGAAUUAGACACACCUGACCCACUGCAGACCCCCCUGGCAGGAACAGAGGAGUUAGAGCGCCCACCCAGACCUCUUCCCAGACGGGUCAACUCUGAGUGUUGCCCCCCCCGCCCCGGAACCCCCUCUGGCCAGAGCCCCAGUCCAGCCCUCAACGGGGAGAUCGAGUGCCUGGUGUCCCAGGGCUACUCCCUUCAGGACGUGCAGAAGGCCCUGCUCAUCGCUCAGAACAACCUGGAGACUGCCAAGAACAUCCUGCGCGAGUUUGUGUCCAUCCCCAGCAGUGCCCAUGUGGCCACGUAACCCUCCACCUCCACGCCCCAGACCUGUGUCCCCAGACCUGUGUCCCCAGACCUGUGUCCCCAGACCUGUGUCCCCAGACCUGUGUCCCCAGACCUGUGUCCCCAGACCUGUGUCCCCAGACCUGUGCCCCCAGACCUGUGCCCCCAGACCUGUGCCCCCAGACCUGUGCCCCCAGACCUGUGCCCCCAGACCUGUGCCUUACCCAGAAUCACUCACCCAAACCUGCCCACAGCCUACAGCUUACACCAGGAAUUCUCCAACUGCUCUCACCAGGUAGUUUC